AUGAUUGCUAGCUUCGCAGCAGAGGAAAAGUGGAAGAGUGAACUGGUUGUGGCACAGGCGGCCAUGAGAGACAAAGCCCACGUGGGCCUGACAACGCUGCUUCGUCAAGUGGGCGCAGUCGAGUGCAGGUACGAAAGUACAGCUGCUUCCGCAAGGCACUUCGUGUGCCUUCAGGGCGCAAUUGCCUUGAUCCUCGCAGCCAGGAGUCAGGACACACGGCUCGCUGCGCCAGAACGCCUUCAGGCAAAGACAUGGCUGGAAAGUCUUGGCACGGAGGCUGCAGUAGAGGCGGGGCUCAUCGGAGACUGGAGCACGGUGGCCUUGACAUACAUCAGACAAGACGACAGAGCAGAUCCGGACCCUGCCGUGGCUCUUCGCCACAAAGAAGACUAUUUGGAGAGAGUCCACAACCUGUUUGUGCGAGGCCAGAUCGUGUUCCAAGCCAGCUCCGAUGACCAGACUUGCUUUGCCACUGCCGUCCAGUUUGCCAAGGCCAUUCCUCCAAUCUAUUACGGCUGCCAGGUGAAGGUGUUGUGGCAGGAGGAACUGGCGGCGGAGUCCUGUGCCAGAGCUAUGAUCCACAUGAAACAGGUUGCCUUGGAAGCGUCAGGCCGCCUCCAAGCUGAACUGGAGCACUCUUUGAUCAUGGAUUUCGCUUGCUUCGACCUUGCUCUCUGGCAGCGAUCACAGGAGAUGCUUGUCGGGCCGAAUCCAGACAUAGAGGGUCAUUCGGUCCUGACAGGCAAUCUCUGGAGCCGUCUUUCAAGUUUGCUGCGAGCUGGCAACAAGUUUGACAGAGAGCAUGUCGGCGAGGCCAAAGAAGAACUCAGCAGCGUAGCGCUGAUGCUGCUUCGGGAUUUCCGCAAAGCCCGCGACCGAUGUGGGGAGGGGGACGCCGACAACCGUGAGUUCUGGAUGCGAGCAGCUAGCCCAUCCUUCGCAUCCAAAUUUGGUCGCGAACUCCGCUUCCUGAAAGAGCCCAUCAUGUGGUAUCUUGCAACAGAACAUGCCCACUCCGGCCCCAUCGCUGAAACUACCUUGGACGAUGCACUCUUAGCCAUACUGGACGGACCACAGAUUCGAGAGGAUGUGGUCGAAAAGACGGACUCGAAUGGGUUCAGGAUGACUGCCUGGUCAGAGUCGUUCGCCCGGCUAUGGCUGCAGCUCCAGGGGCGGCGGUUUUGUGCAUACAACCGCCGCCAUGGCCCGGAGCUUCCAAGAGCUGAAAAGAAGGGAACGGAUGCGUCCAUCAAACGUUCUCAACUACGCGCCCUUCGAGACUUGGGCCGGCGCUUGGCGGGCCGACGGAGGCCUCUACUGCGAGACCUGCUUGGUGACGAGAGCCAGCUGGAGGACACCAAAGCCAUGCAGAACUUUCGGAAGCGGACGGCCUCGCGCGGUGAAGAACUUCGCCGGAGCAAGCAUGCUGCUGUCUUCCGAGCCACCCCUCGGCUCCCUGAUCCUCGGUCAUGUGUUUUGUUCGGGAACGAGCCCGCGCUGCGAUCUCGGAAGCCGGAGUCCUUCUCGCAGGUGUUCAAAGCGUGUUCGGGCAAUGUUGAACUUCAUGCCGGCGCCCGCCUCGUGCCGAACUUGGUGGAAGCCAUGAAGCAGCGUGCUUUGGUGAUUGUUGGCAAUGUCAGUGCCUUUCAAAGCGCCCUGGAAGUGCCGCUGACUUUGGCUGUUGCAACUGCCGGCCUGAGCGUGUGCAACAAGACGACGUAUGAAGCCAACGACGACGCAGUGCUGAUCCAUUUUGCAAAGAAGAAACAAGUAGCAUAUGUGUCGGAGAAAGUGCUGCAAGACAAUCCUGCUCUUGCAGCUGUCGUGGAAGCGGGCUUGGAGAUGGGCACGCUGGUCAUGGGCCAGAAGCCUGCGGACAAGAGAGAGGCGGACUCCGUGACGGUGGAUUCAUUUUGGCAAGCCCGAUCCGUGGCCAGACAGCUGCUGAGCGUCAAGCGCAGAACGGAAACUGUCAGCAUGCCUGGCGUUGCUUUGCAAGAUGGGCGCCCCACCACGAAGGAGUCCUUGCGGGCGCAGUUGCAGCGCAUGUUCGUUUCUCGACCCUGA
Molecule: messenger RNA, 2067 nt
Organism: Symbiodinium sp. CCMP2592
Lineage: Eukaryota; Dinophyceae; Suessiales; Symbiodiniaceae
Source: the annotation of a GenBank genome assembly